CUCAUCUUUACCCCAUGCUUUGUCUCUGAGAAGGCAUCUUGGUGGGAGGCAUACAAGUGUCUAGACUCUGGGGCUCUCUGUAAGUUGAGCUAGAGGAAAUUCGUGAAUGGAAAAAUCUUGCUCGAAAUCUUGCUGUGAGUGGACAUUUGCAUUUGCUUCUGGAAUAUGAGCCAAAGCAACACAGGGACAUUUGAGAGAGAAACAGCCCAUGACUACAGGAUAAACCUUCCUGAGAGGGAGAGCAUAACCCGACCACACUGGCCAGGCACCUGGGUUCUGCCUCCCCAACGGCAGAAGAGUCUGCUGCUCUUCCUGAAGGGGCAGCCCCAGGUCUUAGGGGUGGCUCAGAUGCUGAUCGGGCUGAUAACGCUGUGCCUGGGUGUGACAAUCAGUCCUAUAUGUUCAAAUGACUAUUACCAUCGAUUUUGCCUUACCACUAACAUAGGCUAUCACCUAUGGGGAUCCUUCUCUUUCUUCAUAUCUGGAGCGCUGUCCAUUGCUGCUGGAAGAAAAGUAACCAAGGGUUUGAUCCAAGGCAGCCUGGGAAUGAAUAUAGUCAGUGCCACUGUAGCAGGCAUAGGUGUAGGUGUGAUAUUUUUUGAAGAAAUGAUCAUGCAUGAUGGAUUCUUGUGGAACCCUUCCUUUUCAACUGCAUUUACAGGCAUGCUAACUGGAAUGUUGCUCUUGUCUCUGGUGGAAGGCUGCAUUGCUUUGUCUCUCUCCAUAUUUGUGUGUAGGGCAGCCUGUUCUGUCAACAAGGUGGUGGUUUUCUUACCAAAUAAUGACAACAUCCCCUCUCCUGACCAUUUAUAUGAUGAGAUCGCAUUUCAAUAGAAUCCUGUGGUGUGGCAUUUCCAAUCAGUUCAACCUAUUUAGUCUCCUUCAGUUGGCUGUUCACCACAGGAGACUAAGACUGAGAAUACAUCUAUCUGACUGUACUUAAGUUUAUAGACUUGGAAUCUUGUGGUGACAAAACACAGUUUAAUAAAAACUUCUUUUAUUUGCU
Messenger RNA from Suricata suricatta (meerkat), 1006 nucleotides. RefSeq names its product membrane-spanning 4-domains subfamily A member 4A-like. The record is from RefSeq and is a predicted model, not a curated record. NCBI's taxonomy places the organism in Eukaryota, Metazoa, Chordata, Mammalia, Carnivora, Herpestidae. The transcript has 7 exons. Gene Ontology annotation, cellular component: Golgi apparatus; membrane. Bases 166 to 834 code for a protein of 222 amino acids.